Molecule: messenger RNA, 558 nt
Organism: Drosophila persimilis
Lineage: Eukaryota; Metazoa; Arthropoda; Insecta; Diptera; Drosophilidae
Product: PI-stichotoxin-She2b-like
Exons: 2
Coding region: 57-338 (93 amino acids)
Molecular function (GO): serine-type endopeptidase inhibitor activity
Source: RefSeq, a predicted model, not a curated record
GACCGUGUAUAAAAGCCUGUUGGCCAUUUGUCGAGCAAUCAGUUGACAAGGUACCGAUGGGAAAGCUAAUGCUAAAUCUUGUGGUUAUAAGCCUUCUGCUGUGUCUGGCAUCAGCCUUAACCCGAAAGCAGGCUGCCGAGCGGAUGAAUAAUUGCAUGGAGUUUAAAGCGUAUGGCGAAUGUCAUGGAUCACACACCCGAUGGUUCUACGAUACGAUGACCAACAAUUGCAAGACUUUCGUCUACAGCGGCUGUGGGGGCAACUUUAAUCGAUUCUCCAGUGCAUCCCAAUGCUUUAACUAUUGCACGCACAAGGAUAUAUCCUAUGAUAGAAAAUGAACUGUUAAUACAUAGUAGCUAUUGGAUAAACCAAUUAAUUAUGAUUCGAUUUGAAUUCUUAAGCUAUAACAGAUACCUUUUAGGUAUAUAAACCUUAAUAAUUCGUAUGCAUAAAGCUACUUAGCCCCGAGGGGUAGGUGCAAGUAGAUGGAACUUUAUGGAGUUUUCAAAAGUAUAUGUAUAUCCCUCUAACCACCUGUUAAUAAACUUAUUUAAUAUA